CUGCCAUGGCUCUUUCUCUGGUCUCCACACUCCUCCAUCAUUUAACCCCCCACCUUCCUCCCUUUUUCCCCAUAGUUUCUCUCUCUCUCUCUCUCUCUUCUCAGCUCACCUUCUUUCUCUCUCCCCUCCUCUUCUUCCUCACCCACCGUCUCACUCUCUCUCUCUCGCCAUGAGGAUCAUCAAGAUCAGCUCCAAGGCCCUCAGGCUCAGCCCUAAGCAAUUCUUCGGGUCCCGGAAGGGCCGAUCCGUCGCAUCCCGCUCCGACCCGCCGUCGUUCGGCUCCGGCACCACCUCCUCCUCCCUCUCCGACGGUUCCUCCUCCUCCGUCCACAAGCGCGAGGCCCUGACCCCGACCAGCGUCCUCGGCGGAGGCGACUGGGCCGGCAACCUCGAGCUCUCCCGCGCGUUCGGGCUCAUCGACCGGGAUGGCGACGGGAUCAUCUCGCGGAAGGAGCUCGAGGCCCUCCUCAGCCGGCUCGGCAGCCGCGACGAGGUGGCGGUGAUGCUGAGCGAGGUGGGGUGCCACGGCGAGGGCGAGGACGCCGCCGUGAGCAUCGAGGAGCUGCUGAGCAGGGUGGGCACGGCGUGCGGGCCGGUCUGCGACGACGCGGAGCUGAGGGAGACGUUCGAGUUCUUCGACGAGGACCACGACGGGAGGAUCACGGCGGAGGAGCUCCUGCGGGUGUUCACGGCGCUCGGGGACGAUCGUUGCACGCUAGAGGACUGCAGGCGCAUGAUCGCGGAGGUGGACAAGAACGGGGACGGGUUCGUGUGCUUCGAGGACUUCGCUCAGAUGAUGGACCUGCAGAGGUGAUGAUGAUCUGAAGUCAAGUCAGUUUCUGCUCCUGAUGAUCGUACCGUACGCCGUUGUGAUUUUUCCCUUCUUUUCUUGUGCCUUUUCCUUUCCCCCUUUUAAAUGAUGUCUCGGGCGGGUGACAAGGGCCGCGAGAUCUCGGCAAUGAAGAGAUCAACGGCCGGGAUUGUUUUGUGAUGGAGGAUCUGUCAUUUUUUGUUCUCUGUCUCUCUCUGCCGUACAUACACGAGUGACUAAAUCAAAACUUGUACUCUGUUUUCUCUC
Rhodamnia argentea is the source of this 1078-nucleotide messenger RNA. RefSeq names its product probable calcium-binding protein CML36. Bases 170 to 814 code for a protein of 214 amino acids. The transcript is spliced from 2 exons. Gene Ontology annotation, molecular function: calcium ion binding. The record is from RefSeq and is a predicted model, not a curated record. NCBI's taxonomy places the organism in Eukaryota, Viridiplantae, Streptophyta, Magnoliopsida, Myrtales, Myrtaceae.